Molecule: messenger RNA, 1589 nt
Organism: Hydractinia symbiolongicarpus
Lineage: Eukaryota; Metazoa; Cnidaria; Hydrozoa; Anthoathecata; Hydractiniidae
Product: transmembrane protein 267-like
Exons: 2
Coding region: 145-780 (211 amino acids)
Source: RefSeq, a predicted model, not a curated record
UAUCACAACAUUACGCUGCUUCAUGGCCUCCUGUUAAUUUCUUUCUUUGCUUGGCAUCUAGACAGAGCUUACACUGGAAAUGAAGGUUUAAUAUUAUAUUUUUAUGUUGAAGUUAUAUAUUUUAUUCUAAAGUUGAUUUUGCAAAUGAAGAAAGUGUGUGUUUAUUUGUUGCUAUAUAUUCUCAAGAUUAUUCCACUCGUUGUUGCUUGUAUUAUUUUGGAUUAUUUGUUGAAAUCCCGAAUUCUAGAAGGUUUUCGUCACAACUUAUUACUAAAAGCGAUAUCCGACAACUUAGGUCAUGGUAUAGUUGCAGCAAUCGCGUGGCUUGUUAUACUUGAUUAUCAACAUGAUAUAAAAAGUCUGAUGCAGGUCAUAUUAUGUGGUAUGGCGGCUUGCUGUAUUGAUGUAGAUCAUUUUUUGCAUGCUGGCUCGUUAAAACUACAGGAUGCUGUACAUCUGUCAUCACGACCUCCGUUUCAUAAUUCAAGUAUUUUUCUUAUAUUGUUCUUAUUGCUACUGCUUCAAAACUUUUACCUCAAACUUAACUCAAUGUUCUCUACUUUCCUGCUGAUAAUUAUCACAGCUUUUGUGUCUCAUCAUUUGCGUGAUGGAAACAGGCGAGGAUUGUGGUUUUGGCCGCUCGGGAGCACAAGGGCUCUGAGUCCUGAUUUUGUGUACAUAACAGCAGAAUGUUUGUUGCCCGCGUGUAUCUGGAAAAUUCAGUGGAUGUUAAAUGUUACAGCUGAAGCAGAAAGUAUAACUACAACACUUGAUGUCUAAUGCAGAUAAUAUCUACAGUACUUGAUGUCUAGGGAAAAAUAUCCGUUACAUGCAUUAUAGAAGAUUUUAUAAAAGAAUGUAUGUCACGUACUCACUAAUGCCCAGUAAUAAAUUUCGCGAAAGACGACAUUUAAGAAAAUUUUUGUUAUUAAAGUAAACAAACAGGCUGGUGACUAAAACAAAAAGUUCCACAUAUAAACAGAAAGUUCGUACAACCAAAAUCGAGAUUCUGCAUAAUUGAAGAUAUAAUCGCAUUGGUUUAAAAUAUGAAAGCAUUUGUGAUUUUAGCUUGAGUAACUUUAAAAUAUAUAAAGGAUCGAGUUAAUUUGAAUAUAUUAUAUAUUUAUUAAUAACCCACUGAGUAUGUCAAGGCCCACGCUACGAUUUUAAAAGAGGGGCUAAAGUUAAUGACUUCAUGGAGGACCCACCAUAGUUGGGUCCAAAUGUGAAAAAUUUUGAUUUUUGCUUAAAAACGCACUGUUAGAGGUUAAGAAAUGUAUGAAUUACAAUAUUUCAAUAGGCAAUAUCGUCAUUAAAAUUUUGAAGAAAAAAAGAACACUGCUUUGCAAAAAUGUCCCUCCUUGGUCUCCCCGAUAGCGCGAGCCCUGGUGUUGGUUAUUUUAUAUUGUAUUUUCUUAUUAUAUAUUUUUUAUUGUUAAAUUAUAUAUAAGUUAUAUAUAUAUAAAUUAUACUUAACUUCCCUUAACAUCAAGUUAACAAGCAUAUGAUAUUUUUUUUGAUGAACAGAAUUUAACAUAAAGUGUAUAUGAAUUAAAAUUUAUUGUUACAUGUUUUAUAUGAGCAUUGGA